This is a messenger RNA of Limulus polyphemus (Atlantic horseshoe crab), 1705 nucleotides long. Its product is annotated as zinc finger protein weckle-like. NCBI's taxonomy places the organism in Eukaryota, Metazoa, Arthropoda, Merostomata, Xiphosura, Limulidae. Gene Ontology annotation, molecular function: zinc ion binding; DNA-binding transcription factor activity, RNA polymerase II-specific; RNA polymerase II transcription regulatory region sequence-specific DNA binding. The record is from RefSeq and is a predicted model, not a curated record. Gene Ontology annotation, cellular component: nucleus. Bases 3 to 1148 code for a protein of 381 amino acids. The transcript is spliced from 3 exons. Gene Ontology annotation, biological process: regulation of transcription by RNA polymerase II.
ACAUGGAGGAAGGAGUGCACCUUUCACCAGGUAACACAGAAAUAAACGAUACCCUCCAUAGUCCGGGUAAAUCUCCGGGCAGUGGUACAGCUGAAAGCACAUGUUUUGUGUGCUGUAUGAGGUUUUCCACAGUGGACAUGUGUCACGAACAUCAGAAACAUGUACACAUGCGUUGGGUUGACCGACAACUUCCAGAUCAUUCGCACGAAGAAUUGUCAGUUCCAAAUGAUUUUACUGAGAAAAACACAAACUCUUCUAAAUCUUCACCACAAUUGACAGCCAACCCCGAAGAGAAAGUUCCUACUGACAAAGAAUCCGGUACUCCAGUAAGUUCGGAAGUGGAGGGUGAAGAUAAUCACGGAGGAGAUGAAACCUCAUUGCUUGGAGAUUCCGAAACUACUGUUAAUAAAAUAGAUGAAAAAUUAGCAGUAGAUACAGCUGAGGAUGUUGAGUGUAACUUUGAUAAAUGUGACAGUCAAGUAAUAAGUGAAAAUUCUACCGAUGUUCUUAAAACACAACAAAAUGGACUUGAAGAAACAACGUCUCUCGAGGCUACUGAAGAAAGCUUCACACAGGAUACGUUAAGAACCAAUUUAAUUGUGAUGAAUGAUGUACCAUCUGACAAACAAUUAGCUGAACUUGGUUUCCCAUCCAAAGUUGGCCAUUACUGUCAUUUGUGUGACACCGUAAUCCAAAGUUAUCCUCUCUAUUACAUGCACAUGUACAAUGUUCAUAGCCUGGAGAAAAGAUUUCAGUGUAUAAUUAGUGACUGUAAACAUACCUUCUCCAAUGCAACAGCAUUUCAGUGUCAUGCCCAGAAACACAACCAAAAAUCUGAGAGUUUCUGCAGCUUGUGUGACAUGGUUUUUGAAGAUACCAAAAGCUUGCAAGAUCAUAUUUUUAGUCCACAGCAUGGGGAAAAAUACAUAAAGACUCAGGAGAAGUACUUUCAUAGUGAACCUCGCAACUACCGCUGUAAGGUGUGUCUCACUUGGUUUGGACUCUUUGCUAUAUAUGUUAAACACAUGGAAACUGAGAGCCAUCAAUACAGGUGUAAGUAUUGUGGACUGAGCUUUGUCCAACCCGGACCUAGAAGAAAUCACAUCCAGAGUGUUCAUCCAGAGGUAGCCAAUGUUUGUGAGGUAUGACUUGUUCAGUAUUUACCUUCCAAUAUUUUGGGAUGAAUACAAUGUGUAUUUUUAAGCAAGUAAAAUUCGUUAAACAAUACAGUUUAUAUGUUUCUAUUACCUAGAUGAUUGUCAGCAUCUUCUUACGUGCUCUAGAAUUCUAUUUUUAAGUAAAUCAGAUUAAAGAGAUAACAUGAAAUACACAUUCUUAAUAUCAGCUUGUUAUAUACAUUUAUAGAUUUGCUCUUAGUUAAUUCGUGAAAUGUGGAAAUUAAUUUCUUUGUGAUAAUGCCUAAUAAUUAGAAAAUCUGUUAUCAUUCAUUAAACUUGUAAAUCUGCAUUACUUUAGACGUGCAGCACCCCACCAGUGUUACAAAACAAAUCGUUGAAUGAUAGAUCAGUACUUUAUGGGUGGUAUUAAAAACCCACUGCAUAAUACGUUAUGGACACAAUUAAAAAAAACAUUAUAGUUGAACAACUCUGAAUCAAAAGGGAAUCCUCAUUAGCUGUGACACUUGAAAUUCUUUUAGGAAGGAUUAGAAUAAAUUAAUCUAUGAAUCCUUCGGGUGGUCAAAUAC